Molecule: messenger RNA, 765 nt
Organism: Striga hermonthica
Lineage: Eukaryota; Viridiplantae; Streptophyta; Magnoliopsida; Lamiales; Orobanchaceae
Source: the annotation of a GenBank genome assembly
AUGCAAACUAAAUAUAAUAAUGGUGAUCUGUACGACCACGACAGCUUGGUGAAGGCGAUCAAGCAAGUCGACGUUGUUAUAUCCACCGUUGGAUCAUUGCAAUUGGCCGAUCAAGACAAGAUUAUUGCUGCUAUUAAGGAAGCUGGAAAUGUUAAGAGGUUUUUCCCGUCGGAAUUCGGGAACGACGUGGACCGGACUCGGGCGGUCGAGCCCGCGAAGUCGACUUUCGAACUCAAGGCCCAAAUCCGUAGGGCCGUCGAGGCACAAGGCAUUCCGUACACAUACGUGUCAUCCAACUACUUCGCCGGCUACUCGCUUCCUUCUCUGCUUCAGGGGAAUUUGACUUCUCCUCCUAGAGACAAAGUUACCAUCUUAGGAGAUGGCAAUACCAAAGGUGUGUUCAAUUACGAGGAAGAUAUCGGGACUUACACGAUCAAGGCUGUCGAUGAUCCGAGGACGCUGAACAAGAUUCUCUACGUUCGGCCGCCCAAAAACAUAUACUCGUUCAACGAGCUCGUGGCUCUGUGGGAGAAGAAAAUCGGGAAGACUCUCGAAAAAGAAUACGUGUCCGAAGAACAACUGCUUAAGCAGAUACAGGAAUCGCCGAUUCCGUUUAACAUCAUACUGGCAAUCAACCACUCCAUUUUCGUGAAGGGCGAUCAAACUUACUUUGAAAUCGAGCCAUCGUUUGGGGUCGAGGCCUCGGAGCUUUAUCCGGACGUUAAGUACAAAACUGUGGAGGAGUACCUUGAUCAGUUCGUGUGA